AUGUCAUCGUCAGAGCUGUUGCCCCUUCCUUGGCUCAUCGAAGCGAGCACCUAUAAUGUGAAAAUUGGCAACGACACUGUCAUCACAACAGUUGCUGAUCGUGAAACUAUUGUCAACAGUAGCAUCUCGGAACUAAAGAGUGAAUUGAAGAGUACUCCAAAUCCAUUUGUUGGAAUUGAUGUGGUAAAUAAUGGAGAUUUAUUGCUGUUUCAUGUGAAAAAACGGUGCCUAAUAAUUCAAUUUAAGCGCAUGGUGGUCUUGGAUAAUCAAACUGAUAUCCCCCAGUCUCUUAAGGAGUUCCUGAAUGACCGAACUAUUACUUUUAUAGGUCCUAGAAACAUAAGCCAGAAAUCUACACUCUCAUAUGAUACUGCGAGAGUCUUAUAUGAUAUAAAUGGAGCUUCCAUCCACAGGAAAUUAGAACUUGGUAGAAUUGUGGAUGUUGGUUAUUUGGCUGGCAAGCUUUUGAAGAAGCCAAAGCUGCUGAGUAGUACACUAGAAGAGGUGAUGGCUGAAGCCAACGUUGAUAUUAAGAAGCCUGUCAUUAGUGAAGGCUCAAUACGUCCUAAUUGGCAAUCGUCUUCUGUUCUUUCGGAGGAGGAGGUCAAAUUGGCGAUGUAUGAAGUCCAUUCAUGCUAUCAAAUUGCAAGCAAGCUUAACGAUGCGACAAGUGCAGAACAACUCAAAGAUAAAAGAAGUAUCGUUAAGUAA
Lycium ferocissimum is the source of this 711-nucleotide messenger RNA. RefSeq lists its product as uncharacterized. The transcript has a single exon. Gene Ontology annotation, cellular component: cytoplasm; nucleus. The record is from RefSeq and is a predicted model, not a curated record. Gene Ontology annotation, molecular function: 3'-5' exonuclease activity; nucleic acid binding. Lineage: Eukaryota; Viridiplantae; Streptophyta; Magnoliopsida; Solanales; Solanaceae. The coding region runs from base 1 to 711 and encodes 236 amino acids.